This is a messenger RNA of Plasmodium relictum, 1797 nucleotides long. Its product is annotated as conserved Plasmodium protein, unknown function. Bases 1 to 1797 code for a protein of 598 amino acids. The record is from RefSeq and is a predicted model, not a curated record. The transcript is spliced from 5 exons. NCBI's taxonomy places the organism in Eukaryota, Apicomplexa, Aconoidasida, Haemosporida, Plasmodiidae.
AUGAAAGAAAAGUAUGUAAUAAAUGUUUUAGUUUUAAUAUGGAUUUUCUUUUUUAAAAAAAUUGUCACUAGUGAUUUGCUAUCUCCUCAUACACUAAGAAAUAUGAUAAAAAAUACCUAUCUGAUAAACGAUUCAAAAAAUUUUAAUAAUUUUUCAUUUUUUUAUUUAUAUAAUGCUUUGAGUUGUACUUUAACAGAAAAUGUUUUUGAUUCCUAUGUAGAUAAAAAAUAUCAAAAAGAAAUAUUUAUUAUAAAAAAAAAUUUAUUAGAACUAAAAAAACAAACAGAAAAUAAAAAUUUGUGGAUUUUUUUUGAGUUUAACCUAUUUGAUUCUUUGAUAUCAGCUAUUGAAGAUAUAGAAAAAAAUAUGAGAAAUUACGGAACAGGAAUAUCAGAUAUUUUUAAUGAAUUAAAAUUAUCAGAUUCUAAAUUUAAUCACAUUGUAGAUUAUAAGUUAAAUAUAUGUACUCAACACGUUUUUGAUGUUGAAGUUGUCAGUUUAUUUUUGACUAUAGUUCCUUACUUAUUGGAAAAAUUAGAUAUAUCCCAUAAGGGCUAUAUAAGAGAAUUUUGUUAUGCAUUACAAAAAACGUUAAAUUUUUUCAAUUUUUUUAUUUCAUUAAUUAAUGAGCAUAAUAUAAAUAUAAUAGAUAUAGACAAAAAAGAGAUAAAUGUAUUUUUAAAAGUUAAAGACAAUUUUCGCCUAGUCUCUUCAGUAGAAGAAAAUAGACUAACUCUUUAUGAUGAACUAAUUCUAAAAAAUAAAUAUGGUAAAUUAUUAAUAAAUGAUUUAUUUAAAUUUUUUGAUAAUUUUUAUUUUUUUGAAGUUGAGGAAGAGUUAAAUUAUUAUGAUUACAUAGAAGUAUUACCUAUAUAUAUAAAAACAGAAAAUGGACUUUUUAAAUCAAGAAAUUAUAAUAUGGAAAAUAUGUUUUACUCAUUAAUAGAAACAUUUAAAAAAGAUUUAGAAGUUAAUGAAGGGAUAAUAUUGAUAAAAAUAUUUAAACAAUAUAAAAUUAAUACCGAUACAAAAACAACCUACUAUUUUGAUUCAGAUAUUAUAUACAAAAUAAUCAUGCAUGAAAUCAGUAAGUCAACAUCAAUUUUAUCUGAAAUAAAAUUUGAUUUUUUAUAUUCUCAAAAUGUAGAUAGCACAAAAAGAAAAUUAGCGAAUGAUGAUAUAACAUUGAGUCUUAUUAUAUUAGUUGAUUCUAAUAUAAAAGAUGAUGAUUUAUUAGAAAAAUUUUACAAUAUUGUCUUUUCAGGAGAUAUAUUUUUAUCUAACAAAGAAUUAAAUAAGCAUCGAAUAAAAAUUGUAGGAUCAUGCAUUUUUACCAAAGAGAAACAACCUCCAAUUUUUAAUGGAUUUUUUUCACAUGGUCUUAGUACAUAUAUUCUUUUUAAAAUACUCGAUCUUUUAAAACCGAAUAAAAAACUAUUAUAUUUAGCCAUAGAAAAAGCAGAGGAUACUAAUCAUAUUAAAGCAGAAGGAAUUGCUGAAAGACUUUUGAAUAAUUCAAAAGAGAAUUUUGAAACUGUUUUAUUAUUUGAAAGAGGAGAAAUAAUAAAUUAUAAUAAAUUUGAACAUAAUAAGAAAUGUGAUAUGUGCUUAGUGGGAUAUGGGGGACUUUAUUCUUUAUACUUAUGUAUCUUCAUACCUAUUAUAUUAAGUUUACUUAUAUGUUACUUUAUAUAUAAAAAGAAAAAAUACUCAAAAAAGAAUACUGUAAAUCGUAAAAUACACAGUUUACAUAGUGAAAUAAAAUCAAAUGAACCAAACAUUAUUUCUCUAAAAUGA